Molecule: messenger RNA, 2949 nt
Organism: Oryzias latipes (Japanese medaka)
Lineage: Eukaryota; Metazoa; Chordata; Actinopteri; Beloniformes; Adrianichthyidae
Product: E3 ubiquitin-protein ligase MARCHF2
Biological process (GO): protein ubiquitination
Molecular function (GO): ubiquitin-protein transferase activity; zinc ion binding
Source: RefSeq, a predicted model, not a curated record
CGGCCGGUGGUGCGUUCACUGUGUGCUUACGUCCUCGUAAAAGCGGAAGCUCGGCUCGGCCUGUGUUGUCAGCUGAUUGGGGGCUUUGCGUUAGCAGAGCAGCGAAGACGAACAGCUCUGCUGCUGCGGGCUCCGGAUCUUUACCCCACGGUGGAAGCAACGCGCGGAAAUGCCUGAUCGGACAUGAGACGCCACCGGAGGGGAAGAAGUGGGCCGCCAGCAGUACAGCAGCAACAGAAGGCCUCCAUCUGUACAAAGAGAAGCACUCCUUACCAGAGGAAAGCAGGAGGUGUUAGCAUUUUUUUUUUUGUAUUUUUGCGUCCAACGCCUGGAUGCCCUCGCGGCCUCAUCUGCACUGCUGCUGUCGCUGGACGCUGUAACCAUGACAACAGGGAGGUGUUUCCACCUGCCCGGCUCUCUCUGUGACUGUGCCAACGCCACAGGCCUGUGGAAGGGCGUGGAGGACGGUGGUGCCGACGGGUGCCAGGCGCACUAUGUGACCCAGGUCACAGCCAUAGAUGGUCGAUUGCUGUCCUCUGUGCUCAAGCCAGUCAGUGUGCAAAGCGAUGGCUCCAUGUGUCGUAUUUGCCAUGAGGGAGGCAGCAGUGAAGAUCUGCUGUCGCCGUGCGAUUGCACAGGAACGCAGGGCGCCGUGCACAAGAGCUGCUUGGAGAAGUGGCUGUCGUCUUCCAACACCAGCUACUGUGAGCUUUGCCACACGGAGUUCUGCAUCGAGCGCCAGCAGCGGCCUCUCACAGAGUGGCUGCAGGAGCCCGGUCCUCGUAACGAGAAGAGGACGCUGUUCUGGGACAUGGUGUGUUUCCUGUUUAUCACGCCCCUUGCCGCCAUCUCCGGCUGGCUGUGCUUGAGGGGCGCUCAGGACCAUCUCCAGCUGGGGAAAUGGCUGCAGGCCACUGGUCUCAUUGCUCUCACCAUUGCUCUCUUUACCAUUUAUAUCCUCUGGACUCUGGUGUCAUUCCGCUACCACUGUCAGCUGUACUCUGAGUGGAGGAAAACAAAUCAGAGAGUAUGUCUUCUCAUUCCUGAAGCCAAGGAGGCAAACUUUUCCCAGCAUUCUUUGCUCUCGAACGAACUACUGAAAAAGUCCAGCACUGAAAACAUCUUGCUGCCCGUCGGUAAAUCUUGUGAGUUUGAGAGCUGCCCUCAUGCUGGGCGUUGACCACAAAUAUGCAAAAGGCGCUUGAAACAUCGCCUUAGCAUGGCGGACAGAUGUGUCCCGCCAUCCUCUCCUUGUUAUGCACUCUGGGAGGAGGCUUGACCCUCAGCAGGUUUACGGGAACGGCUGCUGCAGAACGCAGAGACUGGCCAGCAAAAAACACUGUGGACGCGACAGGUCUGCACAGGACAUGAAGAGCUGUGUGCCGACACGCAACCUUUUCAAAUGCAAACUGCACUUUCGGUGACACCGGGGACUGUUAUUUCAACUGGAAUUUCUAUUAUAAGACAGAUUUCCGUGAGUCGUCAUGAAGGUUUUUGUACAAAACAGCAGUUUAAAAGGUGAAGAACGUGGAGACAAAGUACUUGUGAAGGAACAUUUCUUGCGAUGUGUAUUUUUGCCUGCAAAACGGAGUCAUUUUUAGCUUUUCAAUUGGAAUUUUGCUGAGGUUUUGUUUACAUUCCCAUGUUUGUGGCUUCCUCACAGAAGCCGACCUAAAUUCUAAGUUAAACCCCCGAUAUGUCAUUGAUACUGAGCGGACUCGGGUCUGAGGAAGGACCGGUUCCUUCUGUCUAGCUCGUUGCAGCUUCUGCUCAGUCAGAUGAAGUCAUUGGUUCAUUAUUUUACAAAGUUCAGCGGUUGAGACGGUGAAUGGAGUUUUAAUCUGUGGAGAUUUAACUACUGUUAAAUGAACAAACUGGACCGGGAAAACAAAAGUUUGAAAGACUAUCAGAUGAAUAACCCUGCAUUGCUUUGCAAGUCUGCGUUUUGGACAAAUGCAUAAGGAAUGAAGGUGCUUGCAUUUAAUUGAGCCUUCAGAUGCUCGUUCAUUUUAUUGCUUGUUUUUUUUUCUUAUGACGAUUUUGUCAUAACUUUAACUUCUUUUUGUGAACACAUGUCUGUAAAACGUGUAAAUACUCAUGAUGCACGGAUCUAAAACCUUUAGAUUUGAAUUCUGAGUUGAACAUAGCUUUAAACAACUCAAACUUACGCAAAAAGUUGGUUUAAAUUUGGUUAAUAAAAACUCUUGGUUGUUUUUUUGUUUUUGUCAUUUUAGUUUCAAACAGACAUAAUAAAUGUUAGGGGAGCGUCGUUUUGAGAGGAGGAUGUAUUAUGGUGCAGAAACUAAACACCAGCAGAUGGUGAUAUUUUUGCUCCAGUGUGGUUGUUGACGGAUCAACAUUAUCAGAGGAUCUGUCGGCGCUGAGGCGCUGUCCUCUCGUUUACAUGACUCGUGUCCUCCGUCUGUCUGGCUGGUGCACCGGCUCGGACGUUACACAAGCAUUUGUUUGUGUUUUUUGACUGAUCUCUGAACGGGAUUAUAUGCAGCCAGCUGAGUGCUCUUCCUGCCGCCGUCAUUUGCAUCGUGUUUGCUGGUCGGCGGGCGGGGUGGGCGGGCAAGGCGAAGCUGUUUUCAGUUAUUUUUCAUUAUGCCAUCUUUUUUUGUUUCGUUUUUUUGUCCGUCGAAUAGAAUUUGCACAAAAUGUUCAAACCACUUUUAAAGAAAAAUGUAAGCAUCAUCUCCAGCUUUUAAAAUCCAAAAAGAUUGAGAAUGGUUUGCUAUUGAAAUGAAAACAUGCAUGCACCAUGCAGCACUUUUUCUCUUCUCUUUCUGAUGUUGCCUUUCUGUAGAGGAAGGGGCGUUGAUGCUAUCAGUUAAAGUAGCUGUUGCUUCUUUUGUUUUGUUUUUAACCCUGAUAACAUGUUUUGAAAAAAAAAUGUUUUGACCAGAACUCUGUGUUUGCAAAGCCAAUAAAUGCUUUUGGAUUCCA